AUGUCCUCCCUCUCUGCUGAAGAUGAAGACAUCUUCGAGCGCUUGCAACAACGCAAGGACCCGCAAGUGCUGGAAGAGCAGCAGCAGGCCGUGAAUGAGCGGACCCAGGCAAUUCUCCAGAAGGCCCAGUCUCGUCUCUCGGAGUUGCUUGACCAAAACUCGACCCUGCCCUGCGCCAUCUCGUCGGUCCAGGUCGUCAGUGCACCCCACACACGGCGAAGCUUUCUCGAGCGAAUCCUCAACCCCCUUCUGAGCGAGAACAAGGAUCGGCCUCUAACCCUAUCCGAGGCAUUGCGGGAGAUUUCGGCAACGGCAGACAAGCUUGGACGGUUUGAUCUAUUCCAGCAGCCCAUCUCCGUUCACCUGGAUCAGUCGAAAACGAACACCGGCACUGGACUGCGUGAAAUCGACGUGAUUUUGGCAACCCGAGAGAAAUCCCGUGUCCUGUUGAAGACCGGCACCGAUCUUGGAAACGCUGAAGGCUCCGCCUAUGGUAACCUUCUCUGGCGCAAUGUCUUCGGUGGCGCCGAGACACUGAACCUCAAUGCUUCGCUGGGCACUCGUACUCGGUCCGCUUACCAGGCCGCAUUUGAAACGCCAAUCUUCUGCGACCCCGACUUCCGCCUGGAAAUUGGAGGUAUUGCAAGCUCCACCCAGAAGUCUUGGGCUAGUCACGAGGAGGUUCUCAAGGGAGGCUGGAGCAAACUUCGGUGGCUGUCCCAGUCUGGACACCGCCACGAGUUUGGCUACAACGGAUUCUGGAGACAGACCACCGGGCUUGCUGAGAAUGCCUCUCCCACGGUUCGUGCGGAUGCAGGUGAUAGCGUGAAGAGCAGUAUUUCCCACAGCUGGAUCAAUGAUCAACGGGACCACCCCAUGCUGCCCUCUCGCGGGUACUACGCCAAGGUUUUCAAUGAAGUCGCCGGCUGGGGCCCGCUGAAGGGUGAUGUGUCUUUCUGGAAGUCGGAAAUCGAGACCCAGGGUGCGAUUCCCAUCCCGAUCCCCGGUAUCAAGGGUGACAGUGGAGUCAGCCUCACUACCGGAUUCCGUGCAGGUCUCCUGUACCCUCUGGGACUGGACUCGGACUCGCGCCCUCAGCUGUCCCGAGUCAACGACCGCUUCCUUCUUGGUGGACCUACCGACGUCCGUGGAUUCCGUCUAUGUGGGCUUGGCCCCCGUGAAGGACCCGACGCUCUUGGUGGGGACGUCUAUGCCGCUGGAAGUGCUAAUUUGCUUUUCCCGCUUCCGCGCGUGGGUGCUGAGAAGCCCUUCCGCAUGCAGGCCUUCUUGAAUGGCGGUAGACUCUUGCCGCUGCGCACUUCGCAGAAGAACUCUCCCACCAACAGCGGUGAGGUGCAAGAUGCCAUGGUCUCGACCCUCUCCGAAUUGCAAAACGGUCUGCCCAGCGUCGCAGCCGGUGUUGGUAUUGUAUACGCCCAUCCGGUGGCACGCUUUGAGCUGAACUUCUCUCUGCCGCUGGUCCUGCGGAAGGGCGAAGAGGGCCGGAAGGGAUUGCAGCUUGGUAUUGGCAUCAACUUCCUGUAG
Penicillium cinerascens is the source of this 1545-nucleotide messenger RNA. RefSeq names its product SAM complex subunit SAM50 (gene sam50). The transcript is spliced from 4 exons. Gene Ontology annotation, biological process: protein insertion into mitochondrial outer membrane. NCBI's taxonomy places the organism in Eukaryota, Fungi, Ascomycota, Eurotiomycetes, Eurotiales, Aspergillaceae. The record is from RefSeq and is a predicted model, not a curated record. Bases 1 to 1545 code for a protein of 514 amino acids. Gene Ontology annotation, cellular component: SAM complex; outer membrane.